AUGGAUAAAUCUUGGAUGCAUGCUGAUAGAAGAUCACGGGCAUUUGAGUUAGGGGUUGAAGAAUUAAUUCAGUUUGCAUUAGAGAGUGGUUACAAUGUUAAUAAACUUUGCUGUCCUUGUAUGAAUUGUGAACACAGUAAAAGUUUGAAGGCUGGGGUAGUGAAGGAUCAUCUAGUUGAGUUUGGUAUUGAUAAAACAUACACAAAUUGGAUAUGGCAUGGGGAAAAUGUGUCAAAUGUGAGUGUACCCAAAGAACAUUCUGAAACUGUAGAACAGAAUCCCAUAGGCAUAGGGCAGAAUGACUACAGUAUGGGGGGGUCCGAUAAUGAGGAGUUUUCAGAAGACUCCGAUGAAUUUUUAAGGUUUGUUGAGGAUGGUGAUAAACCUCUUUACCUUGGUUGUACGCAUUUUACAAAGUUGAAUGGACUUGUUAAAACAUACAAUCUGAAAGAAAAGCAUGGGUUAAGUGAUGCUUGUUAUUCCGACAUGUUGAUACUCAUUAUUGGAAUGUUGCUUCCAGAAGGUAAUGAAGUCCCCGGGUCUUUCUAUGACGCCAAAAAGACUUUAUGUUCAUUGGGAAUGGAAUAUGAAAAUAUACAUGCAUGUCCUAAUGACUGUAUCUUAUAUAGGGAUAGUAAUGUUGAUGCCACUACCUGCCCUACUUGUGGUCCCUCUAGGUGGAAGUUGGGUAAGAAUGAAAUAGAGAAAGUAGGGGUUCCGAGGAAGGUUUUGUGGUAUUUUCCACCUAUACCAAGGUUUAGGAAGAUGUUUCAAUCAGUAAGUACAGCUAAAAGCUUGACAUGGCAUGCUGAUGAGCAACUAAAUGAUGGUAAAAUGAGGCAUCCUGUUGAUUCCCCUACUUGGAAGUUAGUGGACGAUCAGUGGCCUGCUUUUGGUAUAGAGCCUAGGAAUUUAAGGCUAGCGCUAUCGUCCAACGGUUUCAAUCCCCACAGUUCUCUUUCUAGUAGAUACUCUUGCUGGCCUGUCAUACUAGUAAGCUAUAAUCUUCCCCCAUGGCUCUGCAUGAAGAGGAAGUAUAUGAUGCUAACUUUGUUAAUCUCUGGACCUAAACAACCUGGAAAUGAUAUUGAUGUCUACCUCCAACCGUUAAUAGAUGAUUUGAAGACUUUGUGGGAUGGGGUUCAAGGGGUAUAUGAUAGUUAUAGAAAAGAUUACUUCACAUUGAAAGUAGUAUUGUUCUAG
Messenger RNA from Rosa chinensis, 1203 nucleotides. RefSeq lists its product as uncharacterized. Bases 1 to 1203 code for a protein of 400 amino acids. NCBI's taxonomy places the organism in Eukaryota, Viridiplantae, Streptophyta, Magnoliopsida, Rosales, Rosaceae. The transcript has a single exon. The record is from RefSeq and is a predicted model, not a curated record.